AUGAAGAAUGGAAAAUCUGGUGGAGACGACGGGAUUAGCGCAGAAAUGCCAAAAUAUCUUCUUCCGUCUGGGAUUCGUGAGAUGACAAAGACCAUCCGUUCAAUAUGGAUAGACGAAAGGAUACCUGACUCGUGGAGACACGCCAUCAUAAUUCCCCUCCACAAGAAGUUAUCCGUCACGGACCCCAGGAAUUAUCGAGGAAUCUCUUUGCUGCGUGUUAUGUACAAGGUAUUGGAACGCAUUAUCCUGGACCGACUCAUUAAACAUCGCGAAGAAACAACGCGCGACGAGCAAGCUGGCUUUCGUCCUGGCCGAUCUACGACUGUCCAGGUGUUCAUCGUCAGGAGCGUGAUCGAAAUCUGGCAGCAGUAUUCGAAGCCAAUGCAACUAGCGUUUCUGAAUUUUGAAGCCGCGUUCGACUUUCCUCACUGA
Necator americanus (New World hookworm) is the source of this 432-nucleotide messenger RNA. RefSeq lists its product as uncharacterized. The transcript has a single exon. The coding region runs from base 1 to 432 and encodes 143 amino acids. Lineage: Eukaryota; Metazoa; Nematoda; Chromadorea; Rhabditida; Ancylostomatidae. The record is from RefSeq and is a predicted model, not a curated record.